CAGGCCUAGCCAAUCGGUGGCGGCGGUGGGCGGGCGGCAGAGGCGGUGCGGCGGAGGCGGAGCGGGCGCUGCGGCAGGAGGGAAGAUGGCGGAUGAGGAGAAGCUACCGCCCGGCUGGGAGAAGCGCAUGAGCCGCAGCUCAGGCCGGGUGUACUACUUCAAUCACAUCACUAACGCCAGCCAGUGGGAGCGUCCAAGUGGCAACAGCAGUGGCGGUGGCAAAAAUGGACAGGGGGAACCUACGAGGGUUCGCUGCUCACACCUGCUGGUCAAGCACAGCCAGUCACGGAGGCCUUCGUCCUGGAGGCAGGAGAAGAUUACCCGGACCAAGGAGGAGGCCCUGGAGCUGAUCAACAGCUACAUCCAGAAGAUCAAGUCGGGAGAGGAGGACUUUGAAUCUCUGGCUUCACAGUUCAGUGACUGCAGCUCGGCCAAGGCCAGGGGAGACCUGGGUGCCUUCAGCAGAGGUCAGAUGCAGAAGCCAUUUGAAGAUGCCUCCUUCGCGCUGCGGACGGGGGAGAUGAGCGGGCCCGUGUUCACGGAUUCCGGCAUCCACAUCAUCCUGCGCACGGAGUGAGGGGCAGCUGGGCCGCACACCCCGCUUCCCACCACCAGCACCCGUGGGUGCCCCUCCCUGCUGAUGCCACACAGUAUUUAUUGUUCCCACAAUGGCUGGGAGAGGGGCCCUGUACCUUUAGGGGGCUCCGUGUCUCCCCAGGCUGGGGCUGACCCCGCCAGAUUCCCCUCCCCUUUAGGGAUUGACUUCAGAAGGGCAGUGGGGCGGGGAGGCUCCCAGAGCUCCCAGACCCUGGGGGUGGGGUGACCUGUCCCAAAGGGAAGGCCUAGUUAGCUGAGCUACCCCCUGUGUCCCCCCAGGUCCAGGACGGGGGCAGGAGGGCCUUACGUUGUUUCUGGUUAUGCCAUGUUAUUCUGUGCGGUCGCAAAAAGCGAAUGUUCCAUGUGGGGCCCAGCUGCUCCCACCUUGGGGCCCUCUGAGCAGCAGUGCAGCACCCUCCACACCCUCCAUUAAACCUGGAACCACU
Messenger RNA from Rhinolophus ferrumequinum (greater horseshoe bat), 1043 nucleotides. It is a transcript of the gene PIN1, whose product is annotated as peptidylprolyl cis/trans isomerase, NIMA-interacting 1. Bases 86 to 577 code for a protein of 163 amino acids. Gene Ontology annotation, cellular component: cytosol; nucleus. Lineage: Eukaryota; Metazoa; Chordata; Mammalia; Chiroptera; Rhinolophidae. The transcript is spliced from 4 exons. Gene Ontology annotation, molecular function: protein binding; peptidyl-prolyl cis-trans isomerase activity. The record is from RefSeq and is a predicted model, not a curated record.